UUAUAUGUGUCUCAAUAGAAAUCCCCUCUUGGAGCCAGCAAUCUGUAUGUUAUUCUAAGUGACAGUUUUCUGGAAAUCCCCCACCUAGUUGUAAGCUCCGCCCACUGCAUUUACAGCCUGCUGCACAAGCUCUGUCGGGAUACAACCAAACGCACCUCGUACCGAACAACUAGGACCAGCAUGGACCUUCACCGGACCAGUAUAUUAAACCAAAUGGAUUAUAGCCGGGAGUCGAAAGAAGGGAAACCGGCCCAGUCGACGGAGGAGCGUCUGGACAGCGGUUUAGACUCGCUGAAGGAGGAGGAGUACCAGGCUGUGGCCGCCGAGAUCCGUCGGCUCCAGGUGGAAUGUGAGCCGCCGCAGCACCGACAGCCCGUCGACGCCACCGGAGAGCUGCAGGAAUGGAAAACACAGAUAACAGAGGACGGAGACACGCUGCUCCACCUGGCCAUCAUCCACGAGGCCAAGGACUAUAUCAGAAAAAUGAUAGAAGUGUCAAAGAACACAGACUUCCUCAACACACAGAAUGAUCAGAGACAGACUCCUCUUCAUUUAGCAGUUAUAACAAACCAGGCAGAUGUGUGUCAGCGCCUCCUGGCUGGCGGCUGUGACCCCACGCUGGUGGACGACAAUGGCGACACACCACUCCACAUCGCCUGUCGCCACGGUAACCUACCCUGCUUCAGCGUCAUCACACAGAACUGCCAGCUAGAGCAUCUACACAGCGUGAUGGCCUCCUACAACUAUCAUGGUCAGAACUGCCUCCACUUGGCCUCGGUGUAUGGUUUCCUCUCGCUGGUGGAGAACCUGGUGGAUCUAGGAGCUGACAUUAACGCAAAGGAGCAGCGUAACGGUCGCAGUGCGCUGCAUCUGGCUGUUGACCAGCAGAACCUCCUGCUGGUCCAACUGCUGCUGAAGAAAGGAGCGGACCCCAACCAGCUCACAUCCGGAGGCCACAGUCCCUUCCACCUCACCUACGGCCGCGACAACGGCGACAUCAGAAUGGAACUGUACUCUCUGACCGAUCCCAGCCUGAGGGAGCUGCCCGACAGCGAAUCAGAAGACAGCGAGGAGGAGGCGAUUGAGGAAUCCGAUGAUGAGGUUGGUUAUGAUGAUAUCCAGUGGAACGGGCAUUAGUGGGAAGCGAGAGAGAGAAAGAGAGAGAGGAAGUCGCAGAGGCAGGAGGCUGUGACGAAGACGGUGAAGGAAAACAGAGAACGGCCUCGGCGCGUCUACCACUUCCUCGCGUUGUCCGUCACACGAGCCCGACCGCGUGUCACAGAAGACGCAGCGCAGGGGGGGUGCGGCCCGCCGACAAGAACGACAGACCGCUCACGAGAGGAACAGGCAGCUGCAAAAAAAACAAAA
Molecule: messenger RNA, 1368 nt
Organism: Scomber scombrus (Atlantic mackerel)
Lineage: Eukaryota; Metazoa; Chordata; Actinopteri; Scombriformes; Scombridae
Gene: nfkbiab
Product: nuclear factor of kappa light polypeptide gene enhancer in B-cells inhibitor, alpha b
Exons: 6
Coding region: 181-1137 (318 amino acids)
Molecular function (GO): protein binding
Source: RefSeq, a predicted model, not a curated record